GCCACCGAGCGUCAUGGCCGUCUCCGUGCCGGGCUACUCGCCCAGCUUCAAAAGGCCGCCCGACACGUUGCGGCUCCGUCGAAAAAGGGCCCGGAGCCACGGGGCCGCCGCCUCCCCGACCUCUGAGCCGGCGCCCCGCCGCGCCGCGCUGGCCGCCGGGCUGCCCCUUCGCCCCUUCCCAGCCGCAGCGGGCACCGGCCGCGCGACCCCGGCCCGGAGGAACCCCUUCGCCCGCCUGGACAACAGGCACCCGACCGCCGCUGAGCCCCCCAGCGGGCCGGGCCCGGUUUUGGAUUCUAAUCAAGAAAAUGAUUUGCUAUGGGAAGAGAAGUUUCCUGAAACAACCAUUACUGAAUUAUCCAAGACUCCACCUGUGUCCUCCGAAACUGAUAUUCCAUCCUCAGAAAGUGCUGAGUUACCUGUGGACUGGAGUAUUAAAACUCGACUCCUUGUCACCUCUUCUCAGCCUUUUGCCUGGGCAGAUCAUCUGAAAGCACAUGAAGAGGCUCAAGGUCUUGUCCAGCACUGUAGGGGGACAGAAGUCACCUUACCUGAACAUAUUCAGGAUACCAGGCUCUCCACCGAGCUCCGCUGUGCCUUCCAGCAGAGCCUCUUCUAUUGGCUUCACCCUGCCUUGCCUUGGCUGCCACUAUUCCCUCGUAUAGGAGUGGAUAGAAGAAUGGCUGGAAAGACCAGCCCAUGGUCAAAUGAUGAAACCCUACAACACGUUUUAAUGAGCGACUGGUCUGUGAGCUUUACUUCUCUGUAUAAUCUGCUGAAAACAAAGCUUUGCCCCUAUUUCUACGUUUGUACUUACCAGUUCACUGUCCUUUUCCGGGCAGCAGGAUUUGCAGGAAGUGAUGUCAUCACAGCUGUCAUAUCUCCCACAACUAGAGGUUUAAGGGAAGCUAUGAAAAAUGAAGGUAUUGAAUUUUCUCUGCCUUUAAUUAAAGAAAAUACCCAUAAGAAGAAAACAUCUGGAGCAAGCUUGGGACAUGGGGAGGAGCAACCAAUCAGUGAUGAGGAUGAAGAGGAAAGUUUUUCCUGGCUGGAAGAGAUGGGUGUGCAAGAUAAAAUUAAAAAACCUGACAUACACUCUAUCAAGUUACGUAAAGAGAAACACGAAGUACAAAUGGAUCACAGGCCUGAGUCUGUUGUAUUGGUGAAAGGAAUCAACACCUUUACGUUGCUCAAUUUUUUGAUCAACUGUAAAAGUUUAGUUGCCACCUCAGGUCCACAAGCAGGACUUCCACCCACCCUGUUAUCCCCUGUAGCUUUCAGAGGUGCCACAAUGCAAAUGCUUAAGGCACGAAGUGUCAAUGUGAAGACGCAAGCUCUUUCUGGAUACAAAGAUCAAUUUAGUUUGGAGAUUACAGGUCCUGUCAUGCCACAUUCUCUCCAUUCUGUGACCAUGCUACUCAAAUCUUCACAGGCUGGGUCUUUUUCAGCAGGACUGUAUACACAUGAGCCAACUGCUGUAUUUAAUAUCUGCCCACCAGUGGAUAAAGAACUGGAUAAAGAGACUGUUCGUAAGGAGCUUGCCAACUGUGGGUUGCAUCCUAAGACUCUGGACCAACUUAGUCAAGUACCAUUAUUGGGAAAGUCAUCUUUACGGCAUGUCGAAAUGAGUGACUACACUUAUAAUUGGAGAUCCUGACUACUAAAGUAAGCUUAAAUGGAAACUUUGAGGAAAAAAGCCUUCUAACAAGGAAAGUCAAGAUUCUUUAAAAGAGUGGCUUUAAAGUUCAUUUUGGAAGCUAAAAGAAAGCAGUAUUACUAAAUAUAUUCAAACAUUCGUAAACUUUACAUUUUAUUAAACGCACUAAGCAGGAUUAAGGUGUUUUUUUCUAAAUCAUUUCAUUGUUGUUGAGAAGGAUUAAGUUCUUAGAUCAAUAUUUUCUACUUUACUAUUUUUAUAUUAGAUAUUCAAGUAUGAAGGUAACUCAAACUUAAAAAACUCAAAUACUUUGAAAAUUCUAGAUCUUUACAGCCUCGUUACGAACAAAGUAGAAAACUGAAUUGCUGUCUUGUGUUUUCAUUCAGACAGAUGAGCAGUUACCGGCAGUGUGGUAUUGUGACCAGUGGCAUCGGGGCAAAUGUAGUUGACAAUUUACCUAAGGCUAAUAAUAGUUAUUUUAUAGGUUCUCAUUUUAUAUAGGUAGAAAAUAUCUACUGGGCUGACUGUUGAUGCUUCUACCUUGGCUUCCUUCCUCCUGAGUUAAAAUCUAUCUAUCCUCAAAUAUAUUUAAAUGUUUUUUAAAUGCCUGUUAAUCCAGAGAAAAGGGUAUUUUGUACUCCAUGUAGAGAAGUAAAGUGUUGUAAAGUCUGCUCAGCUUGAACAUCAGUGAGAUAGAACUUCAUGUGCUUGUAGAGGUGUGUGUAUAUAUAAUUCAAUUUGUCUUAAAUAAAUGUGCUUAGAAAUCAAAGGCAUUGAGAAAAGUACUAGUAUUCGAAGAAGUAUUUGUUCACUUUAUAGUCCAGAAAAUAAAACACCACAUUUAUUCCAGAGAAGUUUGUAUUUGGGCCUUAAGCUUUUGAAAAUAAAGUUUAGAGACAUAGCAUAUGAAUACCACUGUAAUACACAUGAAAUAGUCUAGCAGACCCUAAAAAUUAACAUGAACUUAAACUUUCUCAUAGUCAACAAAAUAGUGGCUGGGUGCCGAUUUUAUUAGAUAAGUUGGUUACAGCAUUUUAAUUAUCGUUUUUAAUCUACCUAGGUGUAGCUGAAAUUCAGAAUGCACAUCAAAGUAAAACUAUGUCACAACUCAAUGCCAUACUAAAAUGGACUUGGCCUCUGCAGAAAUCCUACUCAGACUUCAUUUUGACUCCCUUCUUAUGGCCCAAGUGGCUUUAACAGGAACGCAGGACUUAGUGCCAACCACCACACAACAUACCACUUUCUUCUUAGAGCCUCUACAAAAUUUGAAGGGGAGGUGGUGGCAUUAGCCCUGUGGAAUGAUGUUGCUUGAUCACCUUGCUAACACUGGCCCAGAGUCUGUCCAGCAGAACCAUUGUGAAACAAGGUGCACAGCCCCUCAGUGAUUACAGGCAAGUGUUACAGCAGCCUAGCCACAGGGAGGGAGUUACAGCAUAGUACAAAAGACAAUAUAAAAGCAUUAUUUCACAUUCCACACUGAAGAUUACUGAUGCCUUCAAACAAUCGAUUGUUUGGAUGUUAGCCACUUAAACAAAUACAUCACUAAGGUAAACAAUAUAAACAUACCAAAACCCUGUAUGGUUAAAUACAAUUUCCAUGGUACAAAAAUCAAAGCCUGGAGAUGUUUGUACAGAUUGCUUUUUACACAGUGUCUUAAAUUGCCAAAUAUUUACAACAUUAAGGAGGAGAGAUACAUUUUGAUGCAGAGUAAAAUGAUCUGAAAUGAUUACUAUAAAACCUCAAUCUAUCUACGUGAGGCACUCCUGAAGCAAGUGGCAUUAGCCAUGAGGUCCUUUGGUACAAGGCCCAUCGCUUGAAGAACCACAGUAGCUGCUGUGGCUUUAGCAUGCUUCUUAUUAGGGCUGGCAAAGCUGGGCUGGUAAGCGCUUCCAUUUAUCAAUACCUAUUCAAGAAAAACAUACAAUUGGGCUGGUAAGGGCUUCCAUUUCUCAAUACCUAUUCAAGAAAAACAUACAAUAAGAACAGCAUCAAACUUUAAUAUCUAUUAGCUUUGUAAUUUUUCACUAAAUGCUAACAACUAUAAAACCCAUACUAUGUAAGUUAAAUGAACAUCAACCCAGAAGAGGCAAAAUCAUUUUGGGAAAGGGGACUGCAAACUAAGCAGGUCUCCAAAUGAAAAAAAUUUCCGAUACAAGUAAAUUAAUUCCCCCAUGUUCUACUAGAAAAUAUCAACAGAUUACUGGCCAGAUUUUGCCCACAUCUUUUCCCUCCAAGAUAUUACAGACCAUAUUAAGAUAACCCUUCAGCAUAGAAAUCCCACCGCUCUACCCAUACUAUAUACAUCCCCAACCCAAAAUUGGCAUAUUAACCCUGUGACCAUGUAAUGCCUAUCCAUCACCCUCUAUCAUUAAGUCACCAAAUUAAUAAACAUAUACAAUUAAUGCAGAAAUUCAUAUUUACCCUAAAGAGAAAAUGUUUGCGAUGAUCAGGGCCACUAUCAUGGACCAAGAGAAAUUCAGGUGGUUGCCACCUUCUCUUAUUACAGAUUUCCAUCAAGGCAGACACAGGAUGUUUGCCUGCAGAGAAAAAAAAAAUAACCAGUUAAAAAUUAUUUCCAUCAUCUUCUGCAACAAAUUAUCAACUGGGGGGCGGGGGCGCAAGAGGAAAUUCCGAAGUGCACUCUCACCUGACAGAUCCUUCAUUGCAGCAGAGAAGUUCCCAGAUCUCUUUUGUGCUCUUUCUCCUACUGCAACGAGACCUUUAAAGAAGAAAAAGCCAAGUGUUCACUGAACAAAUGCCAAGGCAUCAUUUUAAGUUACAACAUAGUGAAACGAAUAUUCCCUCUGAACCUCAGUCCACGCCUUCAAAUACAACAGUCAACGCGCUCCUACUACACUGGAUUUACCAACACUAGUAGUUUGCUGGGUUUCGGUAUAUAAAUCUACAUUUUAUAUCACAUGUAUUGGUAUUGGAAAUAGUAUAAAAAUAAAAUGUUUGGCAAACACAAGAAUUUAAGUGCCAUCGUCACCAACAGCUCUAGGACUGUUGCUUUGUUAGUUUAAAAAGGAGUGGCUAUUUCAAUGAUUCUUAAGGGUUUCUUUUCCCACAAAAAACAAUUCCCAGUUAAAUAUACCAAAAAAUGUUAAGGGUCUUAAGCCAAAAAAAAAAAAAAAAAGUGAGGAAGGCUAUCUCUAAGGAUAAACUGGUCACUGCUUCCCCCAGCAAAUACUUUCUUAGUAAGAGACCUUCUCAAAUGGGAAACCUCUUUGCAUAAGCUCCCUUUCCCAUGGUUUAACUAUGAAAGCUACUAGAGCAGGUCCCCCCUUCUAUCCCAAGCAGUGCUUUCCCAGCUUCCGUGACCAGGGAGAAUUCGUCAACCACUCCCUGGCUGCCUUCCCAAACCUGCCCUGGGAAACGUGCUGCUCUGAGAACUUCCACCCAGGCCACGCCGCACGAUGGGAUUAUGCAUGGCAUCCAUGGUUCUUUCCUUCCAAGAAACCACCUCUCAUGAUGGUUUUAAGACUCUAUUCAGCUUUUUCUAAGUAAUGAUUUCAAUGUGAUACAAUCAGUACAAACAAGGCCCUGUUCUAAUUUAAUGCUACAUGAUAGGAUAAUUACGUUACCUGCAGCCUAUCAUAUGUACGUGAUUACAAUAAAUUCCCUCUCAUUGGAACUUAAAUGGCAACGAAGUAGAUGACAAUACUCUAUGAUUCUAAUGGAAAAUAUAUUAAAAACAAAUUUUUGUUGCAAAGCCAGAACAUUUUCCAAAUUCAUGAAGACACAUUAAUUGUAUUAACUUCAAUAACUUCUUAUAUGACUACAAAAUAAUCACAGGAAAAACUCCCAGUCUUAGGUUUAAACAAGCUACUGAAACCACACUGAGCUGGAAGCCCCUUGUGAUUCUACUUAGGACAUUACUCCAGGUGAAGAAUGAUAUAAAAGAUACCAAUUAGCGGCUGGGUGCUAAGUAUAUUUAAUACAGCAACUAAAUGCAGGCAAGCAACACCGCCCCCCCACACCCCCCAGCUUCUGAAAACAGUAGCAAGAUAGACUCAGUGGUAAAGGUUCCAAGGUGACCGAACACAAGUUCGCAUUUGAUUUGUAAACCCUCAGGCAGUAUGAGGUAACACUGUUUGGUCAGCGGCUGGUCUACUAUGCUCUCCAGUCCCACCCCAACAGAGCUCAAUUAGUCAGCCUGAAAAGAGGGACAAACAAAAGGGAUUUAUGGCGUGAAAACAAAGAAGCAUUGCAAUGGACCAUAAGGAUGAAAAAAUCUGAGAAAGACCAAGCAUAUGGCCCCCACCAAGAGAAAACACAAAAUGGAAAUUCCAUUUUUCUGGACAUGAAACCUAGUUAAAAUUGUAAUCAUGUAAUUAGAUGCAUGCAUAUUCCCCAUAAUAUUCAGCAAAUAGCACUGACAAAAGUUGCCUUUUAAAAGCUCCAAUUAGUGUCUCCAACUACAUUUACGUUAAAAUAAGCUGCUGUAUGUGAAAAUGAGUGAAACUUAUUUUUUCUGACAAAAGAGCUAUACAUCUACACCAGAACUAUACCUAGUGCAGCAUCACUGGGAUCAAAGCCAUGUGUAAAGCUGAUGAAACUUUAACUAGAAAGGAGAUGCAAUAAUGAGCAUUCCAAAAAGACUUUCUCACCUUUUCGGUCUGUCUUAAAAUCAACUAGAAUAGGUUCCUUAUUUCCUUCUUUAUUUUUUCCUAAUCCUUCUCCUUCUCUCCAGCCCAUUUUUCUCAUCAAAACGGCUCCCAUUCCUCCAGUUACCGGGGCUGCUCUUAAGAACUGAUCCUAUCCAGAGAAAGAAAGGUAAAAUGUCCCCAUUUUACAGUUAGAAUUUGAUUACAAACUCACUGGUAACGUUCUAAAAAAAGUCUUACUUCUAGAACUGUUGCAGUUAUUACAGCAAGUAAAUAUAAAUGCGUCUAUACUUUUAUAUACAGUUUACUUCACAUAUUUUCUUUUUACAUUAACAUAAUAGUACUUUAUUUGAAAAUAAGGCAAGUAAAUGGCAGUUUUAAAACAGUGGCCCUUAUGCCCCCCUCCAAAAAAAAAUUAGAACACUCCUGUUUCGUCCACUAUUUAGGUUCACUGGUAUCUCUUCUUAGCUUGCAAAAUAAAAAGAAGGCAGUGUUAAAAACAUUCAAUAAUAUUAAUUGUCCCAGGUGUACCUAGUUAAUGAGUAAAGCCCAGAAAUCACUGAGAAAGAGUUUGGACACUGAAGAAGCAUACUGUUGUCAUCCAAAGUUUCCUUCCCCAUGCUACCAUACAACAAGUAUUUUUUACAUAGAAAAUUCCUAUGAAGCAAAAAGAUAACUCUUUUAAAAUAAACUUAUACGGUACAAAUUUAUCUAUUCAAUAAACAUAAGACAAUCACAGAAAAUACCCUGUAAAUAUACCAAACUGAAUCUGAAUUCUUUUAAAACCUAGCUUGAUGUUAAAAGACUUUUAAAAAACUCCUUAAACGUUUACAUACCUAGGCCUCGGUAGCAGCAGUGUUGUGAAUAGUAGGGCUGGCACUGACCGGGGCAAGAAGACAGCUACAAGGAUUUGGCCCUGAAACAAGUUUCCAUAUAGAGGGGUGAAAGUUCACAGGUUAUUCUGUGAACAGUCAUCUCUCUUGUAUCCAACCCACUGAACCAUAAUUUCCAUCAAAGCAGCAAACCGCUUAAUGUCAUAAGAUGCACAACUGUAUACAUUAGCAUGAUCAGUUCUUUUCACUUAAGCAAGAUUUGAUGCCUUGUUUUAAAGGGCAUUCAUGUACAUAUAACAAACAGUUUUGAAUUCAACUGUUGAUCUUUAUGGCCAUUUUUAAAAAAAUAUUUGACAUUCAUCUCCAAAUUGUGCUGUAUUUCCCCUUGUGUUUAAAUUCCAGUUUAAUUCUCUAGCAUUAACUUAUCAACAGAGGGAGCCAAAACUUUUGGUAGCUCUGGAAAUAGUAUACGUUAUCAUCUCCUGUAUUGAUAAGGGAAUACUCAGUGUAAAAAAAGUUUUAUUUUACACAGCAGUAAAACUGUAUCACGUUGUUUCCCAGCUUUUUAAUUACAUGCUGGGGAGAAAACAUGCCAAUGGUGUAUGACUAGACAUUAAGUUCAACGAGACGCUCUGAUGGAAGGAGGCAGCUGUGGAGGUAAAAACAGACCCCUGGUUCAGUUCCUUUACUUGGUGCAGGCCAUGCAGUGUAGAUGUUUAAAGAGAAAAGUUAGCUGAUGCUUGGGUAUCAACUGCCUUGAUGCUACACACCUAGAAUGAUUUUUACUUACUUCCAGGUUCAUCCGCCCCUCUUUUCCAGGAAACACUCCUAAAAAAAAGGGCAACUGUGCAGAAUACAAUACAAACCCCCAAAGAACCCAGGUUUCCGUUUUUGUUUUCCAUUAGUAUCUGCAUCUGUUUCUUUACCCCAGUGUGAAUGCAGUUCAAAAAAAACGCUGAUUAAUCCAGUAAGACCCCAACAACAAAUACUUAUCAGGUGAUGACCAAAUCAUCUCAUUUCAGAAAACAAGGGUUCUUAUAAAUCAAUAACCAUUUCAGAUGUUUUACUGAAGAAAGUAUCUUUAAAACUUUCCCUUUUUUUCAUCUAAGAAUAUACUGCAACACAUUUAAAAAGGACACGGAAAAUGCUGGCAUUCCGUGUGGUUUUUAACAUAGAAAAGAGGGUGUUAAGACUAUACUUAGGCCAGAAAAGCCGAAAGAUCAUUUGAACGAGUUUUCUGAAAACACCUCAGCAUUAAAUGAAUAGACGGUAGCUGCGAUAUUUGACAGUAAAGAUACAGGUUAGACUUCCAGUUGCCUAAUGACUUUUCUGAAUAUUCUGCCCAUUUUUAUAAAUAAAAUGUUCUUUCUUUAAAAUACGAGCUGCAAAUAUUCUUCAGUAAUUCUAUACAAAAAAAACAUUUUACUGGAAGAUUGCUUUCUUCUAUAAUAAUUUAAAAUUUGGUCUGAUCACAUCUUUAUCUCAUGGUAAUUUACCAAAAAUAGUUCCUAGGAUAUAUUUACAUAAAAUAUAAGGGCAAAAUCUUUGGGUUCUACGUAUGACUAAACAUUUUAAAUUUAUUUAGUAUCUACGAACUGCCUACAAUACUGAAAAUACAAAGAAAGAUACAUAUUUUAGAAGAGUAAGGAGCCAACUGAAUCACUGUGAGAUUCACUUUUUUAAAAAGUUAUUUAUGUUAAGGACAUAACGGUAUUUAGAAGUAUACAAGCAUUAAGGACCAGCACUUCAGUAUACAGAUGAAGACUAAACUUUUGCAAUGGGAACAUACACAUGCAUCAGUUUCUACCUAGCAAUAACACCUAGCUAUUUCAUGAUGUGCCUAAGGGCUGAACACUGCUAUAAUCUUCAAGACUAACUUCCUAACAUCUGAGUUCAGCUUCAACACUAAAUAGUAUUAAGAAUUAAAACUGUUAAAGAAACAGAUGUACAAGUAUAAUUCUUCCCACAAAGAUGAAAGCUAUUUUUCAAAAGCACUUUGACAUUUUAAUUACUGUUAACACGGAUUAGUCCAAAAUGAAUCCAAACUUAAAAAUAUUUUGUUAGAUUCUCAUCCCUUCUUCCAACACCAAUCCCCAGUAAACUAUUUAAGCUACAUGUUUUUAAUGUAUCUGAACAUGUACUCAUUAUGCACACAUUAGUGUAACUAUUUCCAUAAAAACUGGCAGGCAAAGUGAGGAUAUAGGAUGUUUUUAUAUUAAUUUUGUUAAAAGGAGAAUCACAGAGAUAAAACUAUCAAAACUGAAAUAACUGUUAUGAGAUUAUAACAUCUGAAGCAACCAAUGUUUCACUUUUCAGAAAUACAGUUCAUUCACUGGCACUCAAGGCAGCUCGUUAUAGGUAUCCUUUCCAUAACUGAUUACCACUCUGUGAGGCGGUAGUAAAGACUGUCUCCACUGGAAACUUGCCUAUCACACAAGCAGCCAGGAGGGCAGUGGGAUAAAGAAACCUUCCCCCAUCCAUUAGACCACGAGCCUCCCCGUUUCAGCACUGCUAUGUUGCCAGUAACCCUGAAACAAAUUUCCCAUCACCCGUCCAACCAAGCCACAUCCCUUCACCACAAUGCACUUCUUCACAAAGCCCUUCUUAACCACCUAGGACUCCCCCAGCAAUGAGGCAGCCGUAGGUAGAGUUCACAGGUCUUAGUGCAGGAAUCUGAAACCAGGUGCGCCUAUGUCUCCGCAGCACGAGGCAUCCAUCCUCUCCUUUGAGCUUAGGUCUCAUGUGUCCUGUUUUUUCAUGAGAUCAGUGGGUCUCAAACUGAGUCUGUGGAUCACCAGAGGCCACCCGGGCCUAAAUGGCGGUCCACGAAUAGCAUUCUCCAUCCCCACCCCACACUCCAGCCAUCCUCCCAGUCCCACAGCAAGAUCGCCACAUGCAAUGCUAACAUUAGGGCCUCCCAACCACUUGCUGUAACCAAUGGCUGACAACCACAGGGACCUGGGGCUGGAGUUCACAUGAGGGAUGAGGAACAGGGACUUUAAGGGGGCACAGGCACUAAGGAAGGGGGUAAGAAGGACAGCAGAACAGAGACAUGGGAAAGGAGGGUGGUGGAAGGCUCUUGGGGGCAGUGAUCCACCCAAAAUAAACCUGUAACAAAGUGUCCCAUGAUGAGAAGAAACUGAGAACCACUGAUUAGAUUAGUAGCCCAACAGGAACUGGAAAGUCUUGAACAGCACCUGAUACACUGUUGGUGUUAAAAACAGGGCUUUGAACCAGUUCUGGUUCGAACCCCCGCUGAGAAUUGGCAUUUCUAACAAGUUCCCAGGCGAUGCUAACCCUUCUGGUUAGGGACCAAUUCUGAGACCCACUAGUAAGAGCAGUGGUUCUCAAAACUUAUUAUACCUAAGAAUCACCUGGGGAUUUCGUUAAAAUGUAGAUUCUGAUUCAGUAUAUUUGGGAUGGAAGUUCAAAUCCUCAGCAGGAGCUGGAACUGGAAUGAGCCGGUUCAAAGCCCUGAUUAAAAAUACAGUUUAAAAAAAAAAAAAAACCACCAGCAGCAAUAAUAAAAACAGCCUAAG
Loxodonta africana (African savanna elephant) is the source of this 10636-nucleotide messenger RNA. It is a transcript of the gene DONSON, whose product is annotated as DNA replication fork stabilization factor DONSON. The record is from RefSeq and is a predicted model, not a curated record. Gene Ontology annotation, biological process: nuclear DNA replication. Gene Ontology annotation, cellular component: nucleus. The transcript has 10 exons. NCBI's taxonomy places the organism in Eukaryota, Metazoa, Chordata, Mammalia, Proboscidea, Elephantidae. Bases 14 to 1657 code for a protein of 547 amino acids.